CGCCGCGGUACACUCGUCGUCGUGUUCUCGUCGCGUGCAAACAUUCGUUCGUCCGUAUGAAAUAGGAUUAUUUAGACUUUUAGAGUGUAAAAACAAAAAACAUUGUUACUUGAAAGCCAAAUCUAUUGGUUGAUGGUCACGGUAUUAUAAUAACCACUUACCUAUUUUGAUUUUGAAACGGUAAAGGACGAGAGAAAUAUUAAAACAUUAAUAUCAAACAUAUAGAAAUUUGCGCAAUUUCGGAAUGUUUGUCACUUACCCAUAAUUUUCUUGUCUCGUGCGCGAAAUCGUAUAUGGCCUACGGGGCCACGUAGACCGCGGCUGUAGUCCGUCUGUGGCGUCAGUGGUGGUCGUGGUGGCCACGUAAAGGUUACAUUCCUAGCAUCUUAUUGCGAAUGUUUUGAAAGCCAUAAUGCUUCAGAGAUCUCCAUCAUCGAGGAAGAGGCGUGCCGCCAACAAUGACUCACGUCGAACCAGUGUGGCGUUUAAUCUGGAAAGUCAGUCAACGAGACUCACGGAAGGAGGAAGGCAACAGACGCAGCAGUCCCCACAACAUAGAAGAGCUAGUAUAGCAGCUACGUCACCUUCCGAUGGCUUUGAAAUGCGACAAAGGACUAGGGUAUCGCCGGAGGAGGAGUUCUUUGAAUACACGCAUAAACGAAGUCCUAGACCGAGUUUUGUAUCGGAAACUAAAGUACUGUAUGUUGAUAAGAGUCCUAGAAAUAGUUUGGUUCCAGAUAUGUCAAGAAGUCCACGAACCAGUUUGGUACCAUCUGAUCAUCGAAAACCCCCACGAUUAUUACCAGACGAACAACAAGACUCAUAUGCACGGUCUAGUCCUUCAAGACUUGAAGUCGAUGUCAAUCGGAGUCCUAGGCAUAGUCUUACAUGUGAGCAUCCAGAUCCGAGAAGUCCGAGAAGUCCAAGAGGUAGUAUGGUGCCAGAAGAUGAUUACUCGGAAUUACGGUCAGGACUGCGAUUGGACGUGGAAAGUUUUAACCGAAGCCCAAGAUCAAGUACUGCUGGCUUGGAUCCAUCAAGAAGUCCAAAAAAUAGUUUAGUGCCGGACCCAAGUCGAUCACCUAGAGGAAGCAUUGCUUAUGAUUUAAAUCGUAGUCCUAGGGGUAGUUUGGCAGUAACACCAGAUGCCAAUCGGAGUCCAAGAGGUAGCUUGAUACCAGACCCCGGAAAAAGUCCCCGAGGUAGUGUGGUAUCAGAAGGUGCGUAUAAUAUGAGUCGGUCAGCAAGAAGCAGUAUACCGAUGGCCGAAUCAGCUUCUUUGGGAAGAACGCCAAGAGGAAGCAUAGGCUCAGUGUCAUGUGUCCAUUUCGAUCCACAGUUAAAAUCAACUAGGAAUUCAAUUGAACCAGGAAAUGGAUCUCCAAAAGGAACUCUCAAAGACACUCAAAAAAGUUCUUCGCCGUAUAAGAAUACACAAUAUACACAAAAACAGAUGUUUCCCGAUGAAUCGAGAAGAGCUAGUAGUAGCGUUAGUCAAGUUUCCGGUGACGAAAGGAAACGCUUGUGCGAGCAUGUUAAGCCUUGCGACAGUGGCCUAACCGUCUAUGGUUCGUUGACAUAUCAAUUGAACCAUGCCAAUAUGGAGUCGACAGGCAUAUUCGAUUUUAUCAUAAAAGCACUGAGCAUUAUUCACAGAACAGUGAUAAUGACGGUAAUUUUGUCCAUUUUCACGGUGGUGCCUUUAAUUAUGUUCGUUGUUGGCGUGGAGUUCGUCCGGGACUGUCCGCGGGAACCGCACAUACCAGUGUACAUGAUCGUGGGCGGCAUAUUCGGCAUGAUCAAAAUGGUGUGGCUGCUGUGCCGGCAGGUCAAGUCGCUGCGGUACAACAAGCGCCGGCGGCCGGACAUGGGCACGCGGGAGGACAUGGUGUCGUCCAUGGGGUCGCGCAUAGCGUCCGUCGGGCUGGCCGCGUUCCUGGCCGGUUGGUUCGCGCUGGGCAACUAUUGGAUCCUGUCCGUGUACUGGCCCGACUCGGAACCGUCGUCGCUGUACGAGCCGAACGUGUGGUGCAACCGGACGCUGUACGUCACCAGCCUCGUACACCUGGCACUCGUGUACGUGGCCGGCGCUGUAGUGCUCGCCGCCGUCGUGGCCGUGCUGGUGUUCCAGCAGUGCGCGCUCCGGUUCAAAUAGCAUACGGCCAACACGGCGCUGUGCGGUUGCGCCCACGGCCACCACGGCAGCCGCCGCAUGACCAUCACCAGCAUACUGCCGUACAGCGCCAUACACAUCAGCGUCACCCAACCAGUCGACGACGGUGGAUGUGACGUGGCCCUGUAGUCGUGUUGACCAUCCCGCUACGCCACCCUCACCCGACACUCCUCCACGGUCCCGACCCCCGACGCUCAUCCCCAACGCCAAGACCACUGCGAUGCCUCGGACGAUGGUCGAAAGGUGGUUGCGACUUGUUGCAGUCGUAUACGAUCGUCGUACACAUUAUUUUGCACGCAUCCAGCUGAUCGUGCCACAGUGUAAGUAUGGGAACUCAUCGAUAUUCGGGCACUUACGAUACAUGACAUGCGAUAUUCGAAAGAAUUUAUACAGUUUUCAAAUACAAUAAUUCAGACUUUUUCCUCAACAUAACUAACAAAAUCCAUAAAUUAAUAUUCUAAUAUAGGUGGCCACUCGUGAAACGUCUAAUAAAACAAUAUUAAAGCGUGACAAAUAUGAAAUAACGUGUAUUGAGUCAAUAAAAUACUACGGGCUAUUGAGAAUUAAUACUUGUUUACGGUUAUGUAUAUAGAUGUAUUAUAUUUACAAAAAUAAUUUUAAAAGUAUAAAAAUAUUGUUUUGCCUUAAAUGUACGGUUAGGUUAGAACUCUCGUGUACGGCUGCGGCGGUGUAAGGAUCUCAACAUCACGAUCAUUAUAUCAGCGUUUGCAGCGUUAGGGUAAAGUUAUGAGGAACACCUCUUAAUCGAAUAGAUUACGGCUGAGAAAUCUACAAAUAUUAAUAAUAUUAUAAUGGUAUAACGUUGUGUGUAUAAUGUAACGUUUGCUGGUAACUGGUAAGUAUCACUCGUAUCGGUGUCCUCUUUGUAUUCAUCAUAAUAAUAUUGCGAUCGUCGCAUUACGCGUCGCUACGCAAAGUCAUUUCGUGUGCAUCCACAUUAUUAGUUAGGUACCUUAGUAGGUAGGUACGGCGUCUGUGUCAUGUGCACUAGUUGUCGCGUCGUCGAGUUGUUUCGCUCAUUGUCGAAAUAUACGACCGAUGUGUUGUGGCACAGAUCCGACACCAUGUAAGACGCGUAGGUAUAAUAAUUUAUGGCGUAUAAUUUAUAAUUUGUAAUUUAUGUGCGCCGCAUUGUAGGAUAUUUAUCGCCCGUGUCUCACCGUGUUCGUUCCCGUAAAUAACUUUUUUUUUACGAUUAUUGCAUUACCAAGUUGCAGUUAAUAAUAUAAUUUCUCAUAUUUGUACGAUAUAUCUAAACUUUAGAAACCGUGUUUCGUAAAAAUCGAUUGUAAAUAUUUUAAAAGUAGAAUUACUAAUUUUCAUUACCUAUUUAAAUAGUUAAGAAAGUUUUAAAGUUCAUGCAGCCGGUGGGUAGAGGAAUAUAAUAUAUUGUCGGGUGACGGAUAAUAUAUGUGGGAUACAGAUAAAAACGGUGAGAUACCCUGUGUAACUUUAAGUGUAAUUUAACGAAUGUAAGUCACUAUAAACGUUUUACAUUCUUUGCUUCCCUCAGAAUGGUCUUUUUUAAUCCACAACCCUAUAUGUGACACCCAUAUAAUAACAAUAAUAAUAAUAAUAAUAAUGCACCCCCCCCCCCUCGAUUCCCGGCCUGUUUCACUGCACACGGGUCAACGCUCACCAGGAAAACUAACUUAAACUAACUUCUUAUUAUUCCUACAUCGUACGCUAGUUCACCUAUCAUUGUGUAUAAAUGCAUCAUGUGCUCAUAUGUACGUAUGCUAUUUCGUUAGCAAUUCUCGUUCGUUUCGCUCCAUUAUUGUUAUUGUUAUUUUUAUCGUAUAAAUUCACGUUUUAAUUAUUGAAGUCAUUUCGUCCUUUUCGAAAUCCUUGUUCUCUGUUUUACUUAAAAGUUUGGUGCCCAACACGUGUUUAACGAACUGAAACAAUUUAAAAAUGUUUAAAUGCGUUUCGUUGUUCAACCGACAAUUUGAUUUAUCUUUGCAUUUAAAUUAUUUAAUACAUUUUGAUGGAUAAUAUUACUAUAAUAUUUAAUUUGCUAUUAUAAAAUAAUGUAUUUUAACUUGUAACACAGUGUAAUAUUCGUCAUUUUUAAAUUAAUAAGUAUUAAAAAAAUAUAUAUACAUACAUAAGACAUAUUAUUAUAAUAAGAGACCUUCGUUGUUUCAACACUAUAUAUAUUAUAUCUACUUAAUUAAAAACUAAAAGAAAAUGUGUAUAUGAUUCGUUCUAUUAUUGUUAUAAUUGUAAUAAAAGUAUUGUGUCUCCUGACAUGUCAUGUUAAAUGUAUUAAUCAUAUAUUAUUAUGAUAUAAAUUAUUACAGUUGAGUCUAUACCUACUCUAUUAUAAUUUAUAGGUAAUAUGCAUUUUUGAAAAAUGAAAACAUACUUAAAUUUACAAUAUACUUUAGUAUUUUACAGUGACUUUAUUCAAUACUCAGAUUAAUUCAAAAUUCAAAUGUGUUGUAAUAUAUAUUUAAUAUAAGUACAAUGCUUAUUUUAGAUUGAUUAAGAAGGGGAAAAUAAUAGUUUAACUCACCUAACAAACAAGUUAAUCGCAGUCAUAAAGAUUCUAAAGCAAACGAUUAAGUCCCUUUAAUAUUUAUUACAUCGUAUAGUGAAGUUAGCUAUAUUAGUUCAUUAUUGUUAUGUCUGAACUAAGCUACUCGUAUCUGGAGAAAUAAUUGUUUGUAUAUUGCAUACAAUUAAACAUAGGUUAAUAUAAACUGUCAUUCAAUUUAAAUAUUUCUGUUGCUUUUGUAAAUUUUAAUUAUGAUAUCAUAAAAUGGUUCAAGUAAACAGUCACUAGGUACUGGCAUUGUACUUAACACUUAAAUUUGGUAAAAGUUUUAAAAGUAAUUAUAGCUAUGUCAUGCGUGAUUUGGAUUAUGGUAAGAGGAUGGCCUAUUAAAUUUAUUCUGUGAACCUAAAUUUAAUCACGCAUAAUGUAUCACAAUAAUAAUUGUUCUACGGUGCGUGUUAUUUUAUUAAAUUUGGUUUUGAAUGUUUUUUUUACGACGUUUCGUCAUGUUAUUAUCUCGUAUAUUAAACUCAUAUGCAUAAGUGCGUGUUCAUAUAUUACGCACUCUGCGCGUUCAUUGAUUAUUAAUUAUUUUAUUAUUUUCGUGAAUACAACAAAAAUAAUUCAGUAAGAAUACUUUUAAAAGUUAAAUUAAUAUUCUACUCGUUUAACGAGUAUUCGCAUGAAUGCAAAACAGAUAUAUCAUUCUGAUUUAUGACCAUUGGUAUCAAUGACUAAAAGAUUUUAAGUGUUUGGACGUGAGUACGUGACAUGAGUUAAGUUGAGGACGACAAUGGCGGAAGGUUGCGAGUUAGCACUUUAAUGCUUACAUUAAGUCCCGCAGGUAACCGUCAAAAUUAUUCUCACCGUCUAGAUAUAUUUUUUAGUGCGCAGGUUCAGAGUGACCUGAAUUUAUAACAAUUAAUGGACUCUUUUACGGUAAAAUAGCUACCUAGAUAAUAAAUAACAAUGAAUUUAGUGUUAGGUAAUUGUCAUUAUUGUUAUAAUAUACAAUAUCAAUAUAAACGUAAAUAAUAUGUUAUUUAUCAUGUUUAUCAUUUUUAAAUUGUGUGUGUAGAAAAAAUUAUGACUUAGGCCAUUGUGAUCGAAAAUUCGUGUCAGUUUAUCCGUCAAAUUUGAUAUUGAAAAAAAACAUUUAGGGUUAAAAUAUCUAACUAUAAAAAAAUAGGAUUUAACCUUUAGAGUCAAAUAAAAAUUAAUUUGUGACAAAUAAAAUAAAGUUUCUUUUAUUAUUUUUAAUGUCUGUAAUGAAUUGGUCUAAUUUAAUAUGAAUCAAUAUUCAAAAUUAAAUACUACCAUUAAAAUUAAAUUUGGUUUUUGGUUAAAAACGUUUAAUGGUAUUUAAUGUUUAUAAUAUUGUACUAUAAUCUUCAAUAAUUAACUGUUAAAAUUAUAUUCGAAUCAUUUAAAAUAAAUUGGUAUGUAUACUAUAGGUACGUAACAAAAUCCA
Molecule: messenger RNA, 6165 nt
Organism: Metopolophium dirhodum (rose-grain aphid)
Lineage: Eukaryota; Metazoa; Arthropoda; Insecta; Hemiptera; Aphididae
Exons: 6
Coding region: 413-2155 (580 amino acids)
Source: RefSeq, a predicted model, not a curated record